Molecule: messenger RNA, 1487 nt
Organism: Eptesicus fuscus (big brown bat)
Lineage: Eukaryota; Metazoa; Chordata; Mammalia; Chiroptera; Vespertilionidae
Gene: AP4S1
Product: adaptor related protein complex 4 subunit sigma 1
Exons: 7
Coding region: 512-946 (144 amino acids)
Biological process (GO): protein transport; vesicle-mediated transport
Cellular component (GO): intracellular membrane-bounded organelle
Source: RefSeq, a predicted model, not a curated record
GGUCAAACACCCACCCCAGCCCCUCUCCUCGGGUCCUGCAUCUCCAGGGGCGCACACGACACAAGAGCAGACUCGGUGCUCAGCAGCCCACGCCGGGCUCUCCCCCCCAGAGAGGCGCUCGGCGCUCAGCCCCCAGCCCGGGAGCCCGGCAGGCCGCCUCCGGGAGCCCCCGCAGACGCCAUAGUAAAAGCCAAAAUGGCUGCCCCGAGGAAGCCCGCACCGCGCCGCUAGCGAGGGCUGGGGAAGCAAGCUUCUGCGGGAAACGGGGGAGGAGGACUCUCGGAAGACCCGUGGCCAGGACCGACGCCUCCCGAGCCGCACAGAAGAGCAAACAAGAAUUUAUUGACUGCACAAAAAUAUACUUAGGACAGUGAAACAAGGAACGGCUUAGCAUAGAAGAAGCAACAGGAGCGCCUAGGCUGGGCUGCCUUGGCUCACUGGGAGGUUCUAAUUAUAGCCACCCUUGCCAUAACUUUUUAUUUAUAUUUGGAAAAAUACUGGCCAGAAAAAAAUGAUAAAAUUCUUCCUCAUGGUGAAUAAACAAGGGCAGACCCGGCUGUCUAAGUACUAUGAGCACGUGGAUAUUGCUAAGCGUACGCUUCUGGAAACCGAAGUCAUCAAGAGCUGCCUCUCUCGAUCCAGUGAACAAUGCUCUUUCGUUGAAUACAAGGAUUUUAAGCUGAUAUAUCGGCAGUAUGCAGCUCUCUUCAUCGUGGUUGGAGUUAAUGACACCGAGAAUGAGAUGGCGAUUUAUGAAUUCAUCCAUAACUUUGUGGAAGUUUUAGAUGAGUACUUCAGCCGAGUGAGUGAAUUAGACAUAAUGUUUAAUUUGGAUAAAGUACACAUCAUUUUGGAUGAGAUGCUAUUAAAUGGCUGCAUUGUAGAAACGAAUCGGGCAAGAAUUCUUGCCCCUCUACUAAUUCUUGAUAAGAUGUCAGAAAGCUGAAUAACGGAAGGCUCUGCCAGGAAUCGUCAACACAAGAAAUGAGAACAUGGAAUACCUCACAGCAUCUGUAGCCCAAAGAAUCUGGAAGAGCACACUGCAAAAUGGGGCAUCUUUCCAAAGACAUUUUAAAUAGGUGUUUUUCAUAGCUCCUAAAUGGAAAACAAAACUGUAUUUUAAAGAGAUGUUUAAUUUUCUAACCAUAAACAUUUCCCCCCACUUGUUUUUUAUUAAUAAAAUGUUGGUUUCUGCUUCCCUUUGCAAAUUAAAUUCGGGAAUAGCACCAUGAGGUAGGAAGUAUGGCAGCUCUUUAUCAGCCAAUGUAGAACUGGCAAACACAAAUAGCAUUUUGUCUUCUGAAUAUGACUGUCUAACUAUGUUGUACUGAAAAUACUGUAAUUGAAAUGUGAAAAAAAAAUUUUUAAGUCUUAAAAAGUCAAAAUUUUACUAUAUUGUGUAUCUAAUGAAAACAUCAAAAUUAAAUUUCAUUUGCCAGUUUCUAAAAGUGUGCGAUCCAUUUUAUGGGUACUUGGCAAUUACAAUG